Messenger RNA from Pseudocercospora fijiensis CIRAD86, 2613 nucleotides. RefSeq lists its product as uncharacterized. NCBI's taxonomy places the organism in Eukaryota, Fungi, Ascomycota, Dothideomycetes, Mycosphaerellales, Mycosphaerellaceae. The record is from RefSeq and is a predicted model, not a curated record. The transcript has a single exon. Bases 1 to 2613 code for a protein of 870 amino acids.
AUGGCGCGGCGCAGCUCAGCGCGCCUUGCAAACCGCAAGUCAACAACACCCAAGCGUGUUUCCCUGUCCCACGAUGCGCCCACCACUCGAACUCCGCGCACUGUACCGGCGAAACUCUCAUCGCUGCAGGAGAGUGACGAGAUGCCAGGCGCAUUCCCCGACUCGCCCUCGAUGGUCAGCUAUCCAGACCUGAAGCAGAGUCUGCCGCAGUCCAUGUCGACACCCCGCAAAGGCACGCCGAUCAAGCCCAGCGAGCAAGAGAUGCACCCGCAGCUACAUCAUCAGACGACCGCAAAGCCACGAGAGGAAGCUCGCCAUCUUGGCUUCUCGAGCAUGCCACCACAUACCGAGCCGCCCAAGCAGAAGGGCCCUCUUGCCGCACUGCAAGCAACUCCUAGCAGGACGCGCAACCUCGAAAACGAUCUCAAGUCUCCUGCCUUCCACUUCACAUUUCGUCGCGAGCACUCGCUGGAGCUGAGUCCAGAGGCUAAGACGCUCAUGAACGAGCAGCGGGAGAAGGCGGCUUUGAUCAGAGAGCAAAUGCUUUCCAGCGGCGAAGGCGUACAGAGCAUCGACCAGAUGGUGGCGGCGCGUAGGAUCGCUCAACCGAAGGGCCGAUUCUCCCAGGCACAUUUGAAAGAAUUCGAGAAAAUGGAGUCAAUUGCUGGUCAUGCCAGUGCCUUCCGCGCAGAUCCAUCGCGUCUUAAGGCGGUCACCGAGAAGAGAGAUGAGACGAAGUCGCUCAAGCGAAGCCCUUCCAAGGCGAGACUGGACGAACCAGAUACGCCUUCAUCACGACCUACCUCACGUGAAGGUCCAAAGCCGACGCCAAGCUUCAAAGGCAGUGGCCUGCCACGCUCGACUUCUACAAAAGAUCUCAAGAGUGCCGUGGCAGCUGCGCCACGUUCGCCCACUAAGCGAAUUAAGCGUGCAGAGACUGACGAUGUGUCGGCUAAUCGCCCACCAUCGAGUGAGAGCGACAAGUCAUUGCCGUCCACGCCUAAGCAGCUUCAGUCGAAAGCAAGCGCACCGAAUCUUGCAGCGCUUACGACACCAACACAGGCUUCCCUCGCCCGUGCUGCCAGUGUCAAGUCUACGAAGACAAGCAAAAUCCCAGCUCCUCAGCUCUCGCUGGCAAAGCUUUCAGCCGCAGCACCUAUCGCUAUGCCUGCAGCGAUUCAGUCCACGCCAAUCAAAGCAGCCCCAGCUGAGCAGAAGACAGCGACUCCUCUGCUCGCCAAGUCCCCGUCAAAAGCGUCUCUCUUUGCCACCAAGCCGACCGUGACUGCUCCAGUCGAGCAGCCAAGCUCAAUGAUGAGUGCAGCUCUCGCUCGGUCACCAAUUAAGAGUGGUAUGUCUAAGAGAAUGGGAGCAGAACAGAACGCCGAAGAGAUGCCCAAGGAAAAGCCUGUUCCAUUCCUGUCCAGAUCACCAGUCAAAGCAGCAGUCAGUCAGGCUUCCAAGGAAGAGUCAUCACAUGAGCAAAAUACAACAACUCCAUUCUUGGCGCGAUCUCCCACCAAGCUUCCCAUGGCGUCGGCACCGGUCACGGAAACUCCUGACAAGAGCGCUUCGAGCAAAUUGAUGGGCCGCUUCAACUUGCUCCGUCAGUCACCGAUGAAGUCUAUCUUGAGAACGCCACAGCGUCUGUACUCUGAAGAUCCUGCAAAGGUCGCAGCAGGCACUCACCUUGCAACUCCGCCGGGCCAGCGAGCUGCCGAUCUGAACAAGACCUUGCCAGCUGCUCCACAUACUGCGAGCCAUACAUCCAAGAAGGUUGACUUUUCGUCGUCCACAAAAGCGCGCGAUCUGAAAUCACAAGAGCGUCAAUCUUCUGAGUCUAAGACACCUACGCCUUCCCCUAAGAGUGAACGUACUGUCAGUAUGGUGCCACAGCCGGAGCCGGAGGCAGUCUCCAAUGCACCCGCAUACCCAACAUUACCACUUGAGGUGCCGACCUACGAUCGGAUGCCAUCGCUCUCUCCAUCUCCGCAGAAGCGCCGACAAACAGCUGGACCGCAGGAUUUCACGUUCCGCGCCGAUCACCACGGCAUCAUCUUCGGACAGUCACCCAAUGCUCCAGCUUCUGAGGCUCAGCGACAGCGUCCUUCGACUAUUCGCCACGUCUCAGCCGAUGUCGUUCCAUCUCCCGCUCCAAUUACAGGCAGCAAGAAGCGCAAGUUCGCGUUCGAAAACCAUGCUGCGACUGCUUCCAAAGACGAAAUCGUCUCUCCAGCUCAAGGCACGAAGAAGCGCAAAUUCGAGUUUGAAAACAAGAUGGCUGCCGCUAACGCAGACUCUGAUGUCGAGAUAACGUCCGAUAAGGAGAAUACUCCAGCGCUUCCAGAGGCGGAGGAACAGGAAGAAGAAGAAGAGCAUAGACCUGCCAAGCGAGCGAAGACAUCCGCACCUUCUCCGAAGAUGACGACUAUCAAAAAGCCUUCCGCGGCGACUGCACCCACAGCAGCUUCUGCCGCACGUCGCACUACUCUCGGUGUCAAGCCGAAAGGAGCGAAGACCACCAGUCCUGUGAAGAAGACCACUGCUCGUUCUGGCACAACUAUCAGCCAGAGUCGGCUUGCUGCGCUUUCUCAGCCGAAAAAGCGGAAUUAG